Molecule: messenger RNA, 1050 nt
Organism: Nothoprocta perdicaria
Lineage: Eukaryota; Metazoa; Chordata; Aves; Tinamiformes; Tinamidae
Gene: CAPG
Product: capping actin protein, gelsolin like
Exons: 9
Coding region: 1-1050 (349 amino acids)
Biological process (GO): barbed-end actin filament capping; actin filament severing; actin polymerization or depolymerization
Cellular component (GO): actin cytoskeleton; cytoplasm
Molecular function (GO): actin filament binding; phosphatidylinositol-4,5-bisphosphate binding
Source: RefSeq, a predicted model, not a curated record
AUGUACACAUCCCUGCCGAAAAGCGGCUCCCCCUUCGGCCCCGAGGCCACCCAGCCCGGCCUGCACGUGUGGCGGGUGGAGAAGCUGCGGCCCGUGGCCGUGCCCGAGGCCGCCGCCGGCGUCUUCUGCUCGGGGGACGCCUACCUGGUGCUGCACAACGGCCCCGAGGAGCGAGCCCACCUGCACCUCUGGAUGGGACGCGACUCGUCGCAGGACGAGCAGGGCGCCUGUGCCCUGCUCUCCACGCAGCUCAACGCGCUGCUGGGCGAGCGCCCCGUGCAGCACCGCGAGGUGCAGGGCAACGAGUCCGACACCUUCAUGGAGUACUUCCCCCGCGGYGUCCAGUACCAGGAGGGUGGCGUGGCCUCGGCAUUCCGGCCGGCGCGGCCGGCCCCUGCGUCGGGCGCCCGCCGCCGCCUCUACCAGGUGAAGGGCAGGAGGACCGUCCGGGCCAGCGAGCGGGACCUCAGCUGGGCCAGCUUCAACACGGGCGACUGCUUCAUCCUCGACCUGGGCCAGAGCAUCCUGGUGUGGUGCGGGGCCAAGGCCAACGCGCUGGAGCGCAACAAGGCGCAGGAUUUGGCCACCGCCAUCCGGGACGGCGAGCGGGGCGGCAAGGCGCGCGUGGAGGUGGUGGCUGACGGCGAGGAGCCCCCCGAGAUGCUCCAGGUGCUGGGUCCCAAACCAGCCUUGCAGGAGGGCAGCCCCGAGGAGGACGUCGCGGCCGACCAGAGGAACGCGGAGGCCGCCGUCCUCUACAAGGUGUCGGACGCCACGGGGCGCAUGGACCUGAGCCAGGUGGCCGCCAGCAGCCCCUUCAGCCAGUCCCUGCUCUGCCCCGACGACUGCUUCGUGCUGGACAACGGCGCCUGCGGCAAGAUCUACGUGUGGAAAGGGCGCAAGGCCAACGCGCAGGAGCGCCAGGCRGCCCUCGAGGUGGCCGAGAAGGUCAUCGCCCGCAUGGGCUACUCGCCCGCCACGCAGGUGGAGAUCCUGCCCCAGGGCCGCGAGAGCCCCCUCUUCAAGCAGUUCUUCAGCAGCUGGAAGUGA